GUCGACGUUUCCUGAGUGGGCGGCGGUGACGUCGGCGCUUUCUGUGCGGCGGUGACGUCACCGGCAUAGGUGGUCCGCGGCGGAGGGAGGGAGACAGACAGUCAGACGGGGGAAACGACAGUCUGCCUGUCUGCGGCAAACAGCUGGCCCCCGGGGGAGGCGAGGAUGGUCAAAGAAGUCUUGAGGAGCACGAACUGCGAGUAAGAGAAGCGGGAGAAUUGUGCGGGUGAGGGAAGAGGAGGAAGGAAGGCCGGCCGCUGGGAAGAGGAGGGGGCUCGAGUAUUUGACAGGUCCCCGGGACAACGAGAAGGCCCCCCUCGGCCUGUCAGCAAGCACCAAUCCAUCCGACACUGGGACUGUACAAUCAUUGACAUAUAGUGGUUAUAUAAUUAUUAUGAAUACAAUUCAGAGAGAUACAUGUGAGGGGAUAUAAAAUUGGAAGCGGUCUGGAACUGUCAGUCCUCAGUCGCCAGGAAUCUCACCCCCGCCCCCACUCCCACUUCUUCAUUUACAUUUCCAACCUGCUUGUGGAUUAGAGGAGCCGCCGUCGAUCUCAAGAAACAGGCUGUCCCCCACCCCCAAUCCCUGGGGGAGGCAAGAUUUCAGUCGGCAGGCCCUCCCUGCACGUCGCUGCAAAGGAGCGAGACGGAGGGAGAGAGCGAGGGAGACUCGUCGUUUCAUCGAAGAGAGGACAGCGGCGCCUGCUUUUUUUUCCCCCUCUCUUGUUCACUACCAAAGUAAGGAGCUCAAUAUCAGUCUUCAGUCAGUCGCACCAGGCGUGCUUUGGAUCGACAAUGUGUUAAAAUUCAGUCUCGAGAAAGAAAGGAAGAGGAAAUUUAAAUUAGGACGACAGAAGUACGGACGAUUUGCCGUGCCUUUGGCACAUCCCACGUGAAAUAGUGAUUUGGAUCCAAGUCCCUUUCUGGUUAGAAGGUGUAUUUCCUCCCAUCUGGCGAAUGAUCAAAUCAGUGCUGAGAAAUUUCAAACGAGGAGAAGGUUGGUUCGCCACCUGCUGAGCAGAUCGUGUUUGUAUGUGUGUGUGGUUUUCGUUACUCGUCUGAAUAUUGGCAGCGGAAUCAGACUGCACAACCCGGCACUGUGUUGAUGGAAUUGAUUUGAUAGAGGAGUGCAGAUGUGGAAUCAACCGAAACUCGUAUUGUGCCUUAAGUAGCUUGAUCAUACAGAGACUUGAGACAUUUUGUUCGCGACAUUCUAAUCUUUAUCAAUGAUAUGUGACCAGAAUGUGUUGAAAUGCAUGAAGACCAUCGUGUUCUGAUUUUGUAGGCGACAGUCAUUUAACCUAAAAUUGUGGCAUAUAUAUUGGAAAAAAAUCAUCUGGCAGUUUUCCCAGUAAUGAUGACAAGUGCACAAGCAGCUAUGAGAGUGAUGGAUGGAGUUAACUUGGGUGAGGUAAUCGUAAAAAAGGAGCCAAUAUAUGAUGGAGUGGGAGAACGAAGCAAUGCGGAAAAGGAGUUUGAUGGUAGUAUUACAAACAUGCUCAAAACCCCAGGAGUAAAGCAGGAAAGUGGACAGGGCCUUGGAGUGGAGGAGACAGCACACACAGACAUGAGUGUGUCCAAAGCUUGCCUGUUGUCAGGAGUUCGUCCAUUGGAUCUUAACCCUGCUCUCAAACACACGUUGGCACAGUUUCACUUGAGCAGCCAGAGUUCUCUGGGUGGGCCAGCAGCAUUUUCGGCACGUUGUACUCAAGAAUGUAUGUCACCAGGAGGGCUUGUGCCCAUGACAUCACCUCCAGUGCUGCCAGGACCACUACUUAUACCCUCUGACAGUUCAACUGAGCUCACGCAUACUUUACUGGAGGGAGAAACUAUCUCAUGCUUCAUGGUUGGUGGGGAGAAGAGACUAUGUUUACCACAGGUCCUGAAUUCAGUGCUGAGAGAUUUCUCUCUUCAACAGAUCAACACUGUCUGUGAUGAGCUGUAUAUUUAUUGCUCAAGAUGUACUGCAGAACAGCUGCAAAUUCUCAAGGUCCUAGGCAUCUUGCCUUUCAAUGCUCCCUCUUGUGGACUUAUAACCCAGACUGAUGCACAGAGGUUAUGUAAUGCCUUGGUUCAUCCAGGCAUACUGCCUCCAGAUGCCAACAAACUCCCUGGCAAAACAUGCCUUGCCCAGUUACAGAACACUGGUUGUAGUUUUGAAGUGGAACAUUGGUGUCUUGGGAAAUGCCAAGGUCUGUUUGUGCCACAGUUGUACAGCCACCCCGAUGCUACCUGCAUUCAGUGUCUGGACUGCCACAUGAUGUUUUCUCCCCAGAAGUUUGUCCUGCAUUCACACAGGUCUCCAGACAAGAGAACCUGCCACUGGGGCUUUGAUUCAGCUAAAUGGCGCUGCUAUGUGCAGUUGAGCCGUAAAUACGCAGAAACAUCUGAAGAAAAGAUCUUACAGCAAUGUUUGGAAGAAAUGAAAGAGCGAUUCAACCUCAAUAACCAGCAGAAAAGAAUGCUUCCAAAGCAAUCUGAUUCUGAAGAACUUCAGCUGAAAAAAAUGCGGGUGGAGCAUAAAGAUCCUCAGGAUGAGCUGUGUGAGAAAAGUCUUGACAGAAAGGCUGACUCCCAGCAUCCUUUGACAUUCCAGCACUGGUAUCCAGUCAUCAAACAAGAAAUGGAUCAUCUGACUCAGCAACAUACUUCGGUUAUCCAUCCCAGCUGUCUUCUCUAUAUGUACGAUAAGGUGAUAGCUCCAAAUGUCUCAUUGGCUCCACCUUUACAACGAUGUAGAGAUGCUACUAAGUCAGUGAACAAGGAUUCUGUGAUGAGCGCACCAACAACCUUCGAAGAAGAGGCAAAACGUCAGAAGGAUAAUAAGAAUAAGAAAUUGAUUUCUCGUUUUGCAUCCUCUCCAGAAGAGGAAGUGAAUAACAUUCCGAGUGCAGAUUCCUACAAUCCAUGUUAUCGAGCCUCAGAGCCCUCUACUGAACAUGCAGAAGAAUACAUAAAAUCUAAACAUUCCAACCACAAAAAUAAACACGGGAUUGCUGUGGAACCGAAUGAAAAUACAAAUGCUAACAGAGAGACUGGGAAUUCACCUCAACGCAUUGGAAUGAAUGUGGAAGAGGAGAAUGAAAAAAUAGUGGAACAAAUUAUGAAAACUUACUGUAAACAGCAAGAGAAGCUAAACACAACUAUUCAACAGAAGAAACAUUUACAAAUGGAAGUGGAAUUAUUGCAAGUUACAAAGCGAAUGAAACUCAAAGAAUUGACUGAAGAGAAGCUUGGGCUGCAGCAAGAGCUGGAUUCUCUGCAGUCUGAGCAUGCUCAGAGAAUGAAUGCAGUCUGCGAUGAACAGGCAGAGUUGGAGUGGCGACUGGAUCAGCUGAAGCAGGGUUGUUUGUGUGACCAUACAACAGAAAGGAGCCAAGAGGCUGAGUACACAGCACAGUUAUCAGAGUUGAGGCAGAGACUGGACCGAGCAGAAGCAGAUCGCCGAGAACUUCAAGAAGAACUGAGAUGUGAGCGUGAAGCUCGAGAAAAACUGGAAGCCAUGGUUAAAGAACUGAAGCUUCAGAUCUUAGAAAGCUCUGGAAAUAAAGCUGGCACUGAGGUGAACUCUGUGGCAGAUUGAUAAUAAAAGCUUGACUGAUGACCAGCUACAUGAAGUGAGCAAUUGCUCAAAAAAAGGAAAGACUGUUAAGUUCAGUCCUUGAACCUACAGCUGCAAGAAAUCUUUUCAACUGAGUAGCAGCUGCAUUGGGAUACUGGAGUUUAUUUUAACUGAUUCAGUUUAGAGCAAAAAGUAGAAACCUUGGUUGAAACUCAUUCAGUUUUGUGUAUAUAAUGCGUGCACACACUCAAUACAAAGUGAAAUGCCAUAGCAUGGGAAAAAUGUUGUUUUGUUAACUUCGAAAAAUUUAUAUGCAUGGAGAGCCAGUCAAACGUCAUAAUAGUCCUCUUUCUCAAUGCCUUUGUAAAUGGCUUUUGUUAAAAGCAUCAGCAGCAUCAGUACCAGUCCUUUUGUUUAUUGCAGAAUCCUGUUUACUUUAUAAAUUGCAUAGAUAUGCUGGCAGCUUGUUUUGUAAUUUGUUACUAUUUGAAGAUUCAAAAAAACACCUCAAAUGUAUGGUCUGGAUUUGCAUGUGUUCUUAUUGGUGCUCGUACUCCUUAUCUCCUCUGAGCUACUUGUCCUAAUAUGUAGGAUAAACCAUAGCUUGGGAUUUUGAAAAAUCCAGAAGGGUGUGAUUUAUUAAUGUCACAGCUCAAAAAGACCUCGGUAGAUAUUUUUCACUUUUUUUGUUUCAAAGAACGAACUAGGUGGUAACUAAAUUGCCACCUCAUAUCAAGUCCUGUAAACAUGCAGUUUUAACAGGGCACGGUCACAGUUUCAUGUAAUUUUCUCAAAGUGUUGACUAAGUGUAUAAUAGCUUUUACUAAACUGUCCAAAUUUAUUUUUUUGCUACUUCCCUAUCUUUAAGACACUCACUCUGCUGAUAUGACUCCUUUUGGGAUUUUGCCUGCUGAAAGUUGUGACCAUUGUUAAUGAGUUGCAGCCAGGCUUCUAUAACCUGAUUUGUACCAUCACAUAAUGUUCACACACCUGCUUGUCCAAUUGGAGCCACUUGGCAGUAAUCAUGGAAUUAGGAAUGGCUUCCAGUUUGUUUCCCUCCAAAUUUUGGGAAGCUAGAGCUAUUUUUUAGAACCCACUGUUGCCAUCUCAGUUAAGAUUAACCAAUGCAAAAUUGACUUGGCAUUGAAUCUGGGACAUCCCUGGUCUGUGCAUGGGAAUGUGUUGUCUGUUAAAAACCAUUUUAAUUGGUUUUAUAUAGUUCUAUGACAAAAUGUAAGAUGGUUCUGAAGCAAACAUGCAGAAUAAAUGAGAACGAUGUAUAUUAAUGGGAACUAAAAUACUCAACUAUAUGGUUUUAAAUAUGGAUGGAGAAUCUAAGAGCUCACUGGCUUUUCAUUGCAGAUGCAACUUGCAUUCUUGUAUAUAUUUAACACUCAUAGAAAAAAAAGAGUAUUUUAUUCUGAACUUAUGUAAGGAGACCUUUUAGUUUCCAUGUGUGAGGUUACACAUCUACCUCUUUUACUGACCUUUUAGCUGCUAUGGUAACAUAAAUAUGGCACUAUUCAGGUCCAGUGACAUUGCAAUAGGUGUAUUGCAUCAUGCAAUACCAAUCCUAUUGGCAAGAUAAGAAACUAGAUUAUUAUUUCAGUUUCUGUUCGGAAUUUAUAAUUUUGUUAAAGUUUUACGUUGACAAUUUAAUCAACAACAUCUAUCUGGUCUUCCACACCAAAUAGGAUGUCCACCAGUUUGGUAGUUAACUUUCACACUGGUCUGCCAAAGGGCUGGUAUUUGUACCAGUUGAUCUGAUUCUUUGUUUCAGUGUUUCAUAUUUUGUUUAUUCCAAGUUUUUCUACUUAAUUUUGUUGUGCAGAAAUAUAUGAUGCAAAACUUAAAAUGCAUAUUUCCUCCCAGAUGUUUACAUAACUGUACCUCACCAUUGCAAACCUGGCCUUUUAUGUAUUGAGAUCCCUUUUUGCACAAGUUGACCUAACAGUGGCAUUUAAAGUUAACAUUAUUAGUAAAGGUACUAGUAGCUAUUGAAUUUGCAAUUAUAGUUUUUUUAAUAAAUUACUUAUGGAUUAAAGACAUAGUCAAAUCUGGAAAGUGAUCUGGACUUUGAAAACAGAUGAAGAUGGUGAGAUUAAUAAAAUAGUACAAUAAGUGUCAAAUGUUAGACUUGAGCAAAUUUGAUUGAAUUUAUAAAUCAACUUAGCUAGUAGUCUUAAAGAAUAAUCUUGAAGUUAAAUUGCAUGCCACAACUUCAAGAUUCUCUGUUAUGCAGUUACAUAGACAAAAAGUUGAUGGGGCUAUAAUUUUGCCCAUUCUAAUUACCAAAAGAGGUCCACUUUACAUGAUUUAUGUCAGGGAAGUGUUCAAAAAGAAUCAUAUCUAUUGAAUGAUGGAUGAUGUGAAUUUUGAUUUAUGUAAUCUAAUUUCAUUGGCUUGGUGAAACAAUGACUUAUGUUACAGUGCAAGUUGACAGCAUUUGAAAUUUUUAAAAAAGGGAGUAACUGUAGACCAUGCAUGUAUAAUUUGUUUUUUGGGCUCUACUGGAUGAAGAAAUGCAACUUGCACAAUGCAGGAGUGCUAUAAUUGGCCAUUUUGGCACAAUGUAGGGGUGUUAUAAUUGGCAUUAGUCCAUUUUGGGUUAGGGUCAGAUUAAAGCAGUCAUGAUUCUGACUCCUAAUUGCUGUGAAUUGGAAAGUUGGGUCAUGCUGAGUGAAAAAGGACAGGAUUAAACUUUAAUAUCUUCAUGAUUGAAUAACAUACUGAGAUUAAUUACACAAGAGUCAGGAGUUCAGUAGAGUAUUGAUAGUCUGUAGAACAGUCAAUAAGUUCAUGAAACCCGAGAAAUUGAACUUGCCUAGAAGUACAAUUUUCUACCUCUAUAGUGUUUUCUUAUAUAAACAGUUUUAGUUUCAGCCAUUUGUCAUUGUUAAGUCAAUUCACUGCAAACUCAGAAAGCUGGGCCAUUUGUGGAACCUCCUGCAUCUUGAGCUAGAUCAAGAACAGCUUUCCUUUUGGGAAGUUGGGAAUCUCCAUGGAAUUUAAACUUUCUCCAUAAAUAAUAAGGUUUUGCGUCAACAGGUUUUUAGUUAGUGUGGUAUAAUAAUUUCCUCUCAAUCAUUUCUGGAUUCCUGUUUCAAAAUAAUCACACUAGAAAAGUUCUGUUCUUGAUAUGAAUGUAUGUAGUAAUUGAACACUAAUUGGCUACUCAGUAACUCAGUUUUAUCAUUUGCUAGCAGAUUGAUAGGAGACUCAUGUCAGAUGUAAUAAAAUUGUAAACAUAUUUAUAAAGAAUGAAUUUAAUACUUGGCUGUACAUAAAAUACAGUGAAAAUGUGGUCCAUUAGAAAAUUAGUUCUGCUGAAAAUUGCUUGCCUGUACAUAACUAAAUUUCAGGUAAAUGGACUUGUUUAAAGAAAAAUUAAGUUUUCCUAUCCAUUUAGUUUGCAAAUGUAGAGCUUGAUAUUUGGUUAAGCACACCCUAAAUAUGUAUAUUUUUACUUUUGGUGUGGAAAAAUAUUUUCACUGUUCCUCAAAUCCAGGACAAAUCAAACCAUUUGAUAAGACAGGAAAGACAUACUACUAUCAUUCCUUCCUAUUAUUUAACUUUCCCCUCAAUGCAAGAGGGAAUAAAUCUUCUCAAAAUAAUUUAAGGGAAUAUAUCAUAAAAGUUACUGCUGACAGGUUAAUGCAAAGUGAAUUAUUUCUCCUUUCAGCUUGCAUUCUCACAAAGGUUCUGACUGGUUUUAAUUUUUAAUGACCUAUAGGUGGCCUAUAAUUUCAGAAGUACUAUGAAAAGAUACACUUGUGACCAAGCAUUAAAUUAGAUGUAGGACGUUGAAAUUAGGAAAUAAUUUCUUUGCUUAUUUUCAGGUCUCGAUGUUGGAGGAAUCACAUUGAUUAUUCCAUUAUAUUUUUCUCUCCAGCUGUGAUUAAAAUUCUUCAGAAAUAUAUAUUUGAGGAUUGUUGGCAUUUUGUGGUAGUUGCCCUCUUUUUGUAUUGAAUUUGGCUCUGCUUUGUUCUGUCAAUGUUAUCUAAUGGAAAGACAAACCUUCAUUGGGCUUUUGAAUUUAGUCUGAACUUCAAUGUUGCUAGGUGACGAAAAAUAUUAUAGCAUGCAUAGGUAGGCAGGCCUAUGUCAUAUCAAAAUAUUUUUGAUGACAGCUUUGGAAAAAAAGUCUUAAUUUGAAUCCGUAUAUGCUUAGUAGAUUUUCCAGUAAAUGUAAAGCAGAAUUGACAUUAGCAGGUAGUGGUAAUGGAAAGCUUUCCAUGUUACAGAAGCUGUGAAUUUUACAGCAAAAAGAAAAGAUAUAUUGCAAAAAAAGGAAUGUAACGCAGAGUGCAUUACUCAAUACAGCAUCACCCAAGGCACUCUUGAGUUUUCUCUUGCACAUAGGAGAGAUAGGAGAAUGAUAAUGCGUGAAAAUGAAUGUUAUUUUUGUCAAUAACAUUAGUGUGUAAUUUGAAUGCAAUUUUAAAUUAUUUUAUAUUUGCUUUUAAAUGGUUAGAGUAAAUGUGGUGUCUGGAUUUAUCUGAACCCUGACUGAUGACACAAUCCCAGUAACUAUCUGGCUGUAGCUCCACUUUGAAGUACAAAGGAUAGUGCUGUAUGAAAUCUAGUAACGAGUGAGCUUUCAUUGAAGAUUUUUGUUUGCUUCUUGCCUUGAAGCAUUUUAAUUUUAGGGGAAUAGUAGGGGAGGGAUGUGGGGUGGGACCUGUUUAUAUCAGAGAUGUCUGGGGUCAGGUAGGGCAUCUGCAGUGUUUGGCCAGUGAUAUCCCAGCCAUUGUGUACAUCACCAAGGACUUUUGGAUUUAACCCACACAGCUAGGAACAGUUGACUCACACGUUGUGAGCAAAGAUGAGUCCACACAUCAUACAGUAUUAAUACAAUGUGAUAAUGCUUCCAUUUACACAUUUCAGAACUGACAGAGGUCUCUCCACUCACCAGUUAAACCUUUUGAAGACUUAAUGACGUUCCUGCAACAAAAGAAGUCAACAGUUUUGAAAAAAAUACAGUACUGUGACAUAAAAAGCAAUUCUAUGUUUAGAUUCCAGUGAUUGUAUUUUAUAAUCCACUUUUGAAAUUUACACAAUUUCUACAAAUACUAUAACAGAUGAUGUGUACAGUAUAAUUGUUAAAUGCAAUAUGUCACAAUGUUGCAUAUAUCUAAACUUGUAUAUAAUGGGAAUGCUUAUAUCAAUUCAGGCAAAGUCAGGAACAUAUAUGAACUGGGUAAAUCCUUGCUUUUAUCAGGUACUUCCUUAUAUCAGAUUGUACAGAAGUAGAUUUUAAUUAUAUGUACCUGGGAAGCAGAGAAAAAGGUAUUGGUACUCAAAGGUUGAGAUAAACUAACAAACUUAGUUAAUUCAUGUUUGAUCGUUCUUUGCUAUUACCAAGUAGUGAUGAAAAGUGUUACCAACACCUUAACCCAAAGAGACUUCCUGUCAAAGAAGUAAUCUUGUGAUUGCCUGCAACGCAUUAUUACAUGGACAUUUUUCCAGUAUUUACCUCAUAUGAAAGCAAUGCAGAUUUUCUAUUGUCUUGCCAACAUAAUUACAAGGUGGUAAACAUAAAAUAUUUACAGAUGUACAGUACCUGGUUAUUGUAAUGUAAAAUGUCUGUUGUAUUUAUUUUCCAGAAUCUUGUAUAAGCAGCACACUGAACCAAAAUGGUGAUGAUUGAGGCUGUGCAUGUAACCAAUAGUUUACAUUUUUUGUACAUUGUUCACCUUUGUAAGAGUCCAUAUUUAAACCAUGAUUAAAAAAAAAAAAUCUGAAACCAAAACAAUUUCAGACGAAACUGCAUGAACAGUCGGUCUGGAGCACAAUGAUUAAAAGUUUCUGAAUUAC
Chiloscyllium plagiosum (whitespotted bambooshark) is the source of this 9378-nucleotide messenger RNA. RefSeq names its product ski-like protein. Lineage: Eukaryota; Metazoa; Chordata; Chondrichthyes; Orectolobiformes; Hemiscylliidae. Gene Ontology annotation, biological process: negative regulation of transforming growth factor beta receptor signaling pathway; negative regulation of transcription by RNA polymerase II; negative regulation of BMP signaling pathway. Gene Ontology annotation, cellular component: transcription regulator complex; cytoplasm; nucleus. The record is from RefSeq and is a predicted model, not a curated record. Gene Ontology annotation, molecular function: DNA-binding transcription factor activity, RNA polymerase II-specific; RNA polymerase II cis-regulatory region sequence-specific DNA binding; SMAD binding.